This is a messenger RNA of Drosophila ananassae, 3194 nucleotides long. It is a transcript of the gene Aasdh, whose product is annotated as beta-alanine-activating enzyme. The transcript has 6 exons. The record is from RefSeq and is a predicted model, not a curated record. Gene Ontology annotation, biological process: amino acid activation for nonribosomal peptide biosynthetic process. Gene Ontology annotation, molecular function: protein binding. Bases 64 to 3180 code for a protein of 1038 amino acids. NCBI's taxonomy places the organism in Eukaryota, Metazoa, Arthropoda, Insecta, Diptera, Drosophilidae.
GGUAUCAUUUUUUUUUAAUCUGGUCAGACUGGAUGAAAUGGUAAACAAACAAUAUUGAUAACAAUGGAAGCCGCUGAGAUUAAAUCUGAAUUGGAGGAAGAUGGCACUGAAGAAACAAACCCCAACGUGCAGGAUGAGGAUCCAGAAUCGACCCCAAUCUCGGAAGAUGCAGGUCCCAAAAAGCUUUACGACAUCCAGAGAAUCCGCCAGUUUGGGGAAGUUCCACUUCUGAUAAAGCGCAUGGAACCUCAGGACUCCGUUGUAAGCUACUCUGGAGCUGUGAAAGUUCUGGAAGAAAUAUUAGAAUUUCUACGUCGACACCACAUCCCACGUGGAGCGGGAAUCGCGCUACGGAUCACCCAGCAUACAAAAGCCUCCUGCCUGUUAAUUCUAGCAGUCCUCAAUCACAAUUGCCAUUUUUUCGCGACGGACAAGAUGCUGCUCUCCCAAGCGCUACAUGGCCAGAUGUGUGCCGCCGGCGUGGAAUACCUUCUUGUAAGUGAACACCUUGGAGUUGGAGCCAUGUUCUUUGAGCGAUUGGAUAGCAUGCUGGUAUUUGGGGAGGAGUGCAAGCUUUUUAGGAUAAAGCACGGUUCCAAUGACCCACCCGUCCAAGCAAAGAAACCGCUGCCACCUAAUAUGUGUUACACCAUCACCACUACAGGAACCACCGGAAGCCCCAAGCUCGUCCACGUGCCUUACGAGUGCAUUGCACCCAAUAUACUGUCGCUUAGCCAGAAACUAAACGUCUCUAUGGCGGAUAUCAUUUAUCUGGGCACUCCGUGCACCUUUGAUCCUUUUGUAGUUGAACUCUUUCUGGCUUUGCAAAACGGAUCCGCCGUGCUAUUUAGUCAUCAGUCGAUGAAGGAGUCUCCCAGCCGCGUGCUGAAUGCACUGUUUCCCAGUAACUUGGCCAAACCUGGAAUCACCAUACUGCAGAUGACUCCUUCGCUUUUUCGGCAGUUUGGAGCUACUGCCAUAAGAGAACGAAUACUAAACAGCUCCAGUUCAUUGAGAGUUCUACUUCUUGGCGGCGAAGUAUUUCCCUCCAAUGCUGAGCUUGUUUCGUGGAUGGACCCUCGAAUAUUACUCCAUAAACAUAUUUGCAAUAUCUAUGGGAUAACGGAGAUAUCAUGCUGGGCCCUCCUGCACAUGGUUCAAUCUCUGAAAAGCCAAAUGCCCCUAGGAACACCUAUCGAUGAGAGGACAGUUCUGCGAAUUCAAUGUGAGACCGAUGGGGAUCUGGAAUACGGAGAGCUCUUUCUCGGAAGCGCCACGCGGCGCUGCUACAUUCCAGAGAUCGAUGACAAGUCGGAAGAAUUGGAAGACGACGCCAGUGUUUGUUUUCGAGCUACUGGAGACAUGGUUCAUCGGCUCAAAGACGGCACAAUAUGUUAUGGAGAGCGGGCGAAUGAUGUGGUGAAACGAGCUGGAAAUCGAAUCAGCCUAGGUCUAAUUACCCGGAAAGUGGAGAGAUGUUUACCCAAUGGCGAGCUCGCAACUUGCCUAUGGUUGGGGGAUCUGCAGAAGCUGAUCUGCUGCAUUCGCACUCUGGAGCCAAAAACAAAAGUUCAACAGCGAGCCCAGACAUUCGAUAUCUUGUCGAAGCUAUCAAAUGCCGAGCAACCGGAUAGAUUUGUUUAUCUGCAACACUUACCUUGCAAUGUGCACGGUAAACUGGACAAAGAACUACUCCUUAAAGAAUGCAUUCCACUUGCCCAACCGGCGCAAGAAAUAUUGAAAAGCUUUCUGCUGGAUAGACUGGAAUGCAUGGAUGUGGAUGAUGAGAAAGCUGCCGUGAAACGCCAGCGAUUGGAGGACUGUGAUCCGUGCGGCUAUGACUUGAGUUUUCGUCAAGCAGGUGGCACUUCCUUUCACGCCAUCACCAUAUGCCGGGAGAUCGGUCUGCAAAUGUGCAUCGAUGAUGAGCAGCGUCACUUGUUUGAAAUGCUGUUGGAUGAAAACAUUCCCUUGCGUACUGUUCUGCGCUUUCUGGAUACGGCCAAGUUGGUGGCCAAUAAUACCAAACUAAAGCCCGUGGAACAGUUGUCAAAAAAGGUGACCUCUUGUGCCAGUUCCUGUGGACUGGUCAUUAAACGCAUCGAACAGCCGGUCCUUAACGUUCAGCUUCAAUGGAAGGUGAACUUCGACAAGUGUGUGGACUCCCCAGUGACCCAGUACGAAGGACGCUACGUAUGCGUGGGUGCUCAUUCGAAAAUCCUACGCGUGCUAGAUCCUCAGACAGGAACCGAACAGAGCACUGUAAAGUUACCCGAUCGGAUUGAGUGUAAGGCCACUUUUCUUAGUGAACAACUAGCUAUGGUCGGAUGCUACGAUGGCAGUCUCUACGGUUUUAAUCCCCUAACUGGUGAUAUUCUCUGGAAUGUGGAAAUCGGUGGCAUGAUCAAAUCGCAACCGCUGCUCUCGGCCGAUGGCAGCAGAAUUGUGGUCUGUAGCUAUGCGGAUGAUUAUAAUGUGUACUGUCUAUCCGCGGAGCGUCAGGAAGUGCUGUGGUGUCUAAAAAUAGGCGAGAAGCCCAUUUUCGCCACCCCUAUAGAGUUGCCCAGGGAACAAUCUCUGAUCAUUUGUACUCUGGACGGUAGCUAUGCCAGGGUUACCCUUACCGAGGGAACCGUGGAGUGGACUCAGAAACUCCGAGAGCCAAUCUUUGCGACGCCUGUUCUGCUAGACUCCAAGGCCAGCAUCUUUCUCAGUGCGGAAGUGGCUGGUCGCGUGCAUGCUUGUCAUGUGGGGAAUGGAAAGAUACUGGCAACCUUUAGUACAGAGGGAAACAUCUUCUCGUCGUUGGUAGUCAAGACGCCACCAACGUUUAUGGGACACUCCUUUGUUGUUUUUGGAUGCAUUGACCAACAUGUCUAUUGCCUGCGAUGCACUACUGGAACGGGUCGAGUGUCAGUGGAGUUCCAGCUGCACUGGAAAGUCAACGUCGGGGCACCCGUUUACGCAACACCCACGCUACUGACUGUCCAGCCCAAUGGGCUGUUUGUAUGGUGUAGUGCCACCAACGGCCAGCUCCAUUUGAUGAAUUUCCGCAAUGGGGAGACCCAGUGGCAGGGCAAGCUCCCUGGGGAAGUUUUCUCUAGUGCGUGCUUCAUUGAGAACCUGCGGAAAAUCUACGUGGGAUGCCGAGACAACUACUUGUAUUGUUUGGGUAUCUGAAGAACCAUUACUUU